Echinostoma caproni is the source of this 654-nucleotide messenger RNA. Lineage: Eukaryota; Metazoa; Platyhelminthes; Trematoda; Plagiorchiida; Echinostomatidae. The record is from the annotation of a GenBank genome assembly.
AUGAGUACCCCCAGUUUGACUUCCAGCACGGGGAAAAAUGGCAAAUGUGCCGAGAAAUCGACAUCCAAAUCGUCCACUAUGAAAUUAAGUCCCGGAAUGACACGGGCUGGUAAAUCUCCGGGUGCUAUGAACGGGACAAAAGCUUGUGCGAAGAAAUCAUUUGUGUGGAAAUAUUUUCGACAUCCGGAAAUGGCUGGAGGUUUGACCGACCGGAGUCGAACACAAUGUGUUCUGUGUGAUAGUCAGUUGGCAUUUAACGCUUCCGGGACAACGACCACAAUGCUCAAUCAUUUGAAAAGUCGGCAUGGUGAUGUGGCGGAACAAGAGGAAACCGCACGUCGACAUGUACGUCCGUGCAAGUCGACAUCGGCGAGCACAAUGGACUUGCUUGGCUCAACAGACUCCUCAGAAGCACAUGGACGGGGUUCUUUUGGUCGUACCUUAUCCGGAGUCACGGCCGGACGUCUGGCUCGAAGCCCACUCACAAUUGGUCAACGUGGACGUCCUCCCGGACCGAAUCGACGUACAAAAUGUUCGAAAAUGUCCGAUUCUACCGACUACCUACAGUACUCUGGCAUGUUACAACCGGGUCAAAUAAAACCGGAAAAUACUCCCCUAUUUCCAGUGAGUGCUCGUUCUGUUUUGCGCGCAUAA